Molecule: messenger RNA, 2911 nt
Organism: Silurus meridionalis
Lineage: Eukaryota; Metazoa; Chordata; Actinopteri; Siluriformes; Siluridae
Gene: gid4
Product: GID complex subunit 4 homolog
Exons: 6
Coding region: 190-843 (217 amino acids)
Biological process (GO): protein targeting to vacuole; protein catabolic process in the vacuole; negative regulation of gluconeogenesis
Cellular component (GO): GID complex; extrinsic component of membrane
Source: RefSeq, a predicted model, not a curated record
ACCCCAUUCCUUGAUAGAUGCCGUACGAGCGAAGGCGCGUCUGUCAGGAGCGGCUCGGAGCUCUCGGAUUUAACACCUCACACCGCCUCAUGUCUCACUUUUCUACAGCUUGUUGAAUUUGAUUUGUGACUCUGGGUCGGGGUUCACCCCGCUGAAGCGAUCGAAAGAAAAGAAAAAUACAGAAAAGCCAUGCCGGUUCGUACCGAGCGCUGUCCCGGUUCAGCAUCGGCCUGCGUGUCCUCGGCCUCUCUAGUUCCGCCGCCCCCGAUCAACACGCAGCAGCCUGGCGUGGCCACAUCGCUCCUGUAUAGCGGCUCUCAGUUCCGCGGACACCAGAAGAGCAAAGGCAACUCGUACGACGUCGAGGUGGUCCUACAGCAUGUCACAAUGGAGGACUCGUACUUGUGCGGAUACCUCAAGAUCAAGGGGCUGACUGAGGAAUAUCCCACCCUGACUACUUUCUUUGCUGGUGAGAUCAUCAGUCAGAAACGUCCCUUUCUAACCAGGAAGUGGGACGCAGAUGAGGAUGUUGAUCGCAAGCACUGGGGCAAGUUCCAAGCAUUUUAUCAGUAUGCAAAAAGCUUUAACUCGGACGACUUUGACUACGAAGAACUCAAGAACAGCGACUUUGUCUUCAUGAGGUGGAAGGAGCAGUUUCUCGUCCCAGACCACACAAUCAAAGACAUCAGUGGCGCUUCCUUUGCCGGUUUUUACUACAUCUGCUUCCAGAAAUCCACAGCUACCAUCGAGGGUUUCUACUACCACAGAAGCUCUGAAUGGUAUCAGUCCCUAAACCUCACCCAUGUUCGUGAACACAGUGCACCCAUCUACGAGUUCCGGUGACAUUAAAACCAUCUCAAGGCCAGAAGUGGGUGAAACUUUGGACAGAGAUUAAAAACAAAAAGCAAACAAACAAAAAAAAAAAAACACUGGACUUAAGGAAACGAUACAGAACUGCCUAAACAUGCCAAGUAUUCGGUCAUUUUCUCACAUAACAGAGUGGAUGACAAAGACUGACAUGCGGAUGAAAGAAGUCUUCACAGACCACAAGUGGAUCAUGAUGAAAGAUUUACCACAGAAUUUCUUUUCUUUUUCUUUUUUUUGGGGGGAUUAUUUGUUUUUUAUUUUAUUUUUUCCCCAACAUCAUUUUGCCUUCAGGUUUUUAAAGCCUUCUUCUGUCCUUCUGCCAUCUUAAAUUCUUACAUUUUUUUAGUCUAUGUUUUGAGAUUAAAAAACCCUCUUAGGUUUUCUUUUCCACCGAGAAAGCUAAUCAUUUUAUUAUCUUUUUUCUCGCCAGGUCAAACUGGAUCAUUAGACCAGACCAAUAUAGAUACAGAUUACUAUCCACACGUAGCUAAAUUCUUUCCAAUCAGACAGGAUGAAAGCAUGUAGGAUGUCUUGGAGAGAGAUGGAGUUGUAAGGUGGACGUGUUUACGACACCUUCGAGUGACUUGGGCAUGGGAAGUCUGUGGUUUCCGAGGUGGGAAGAAUAUAAGAAGCGUCUCCACGGAGACGGCUUACAAUAGAGAUGUGCUUUUGCUUCUUAGAGAGAUUGAAUAUAAUUAUAUAUUUUCUAACAAAUCUGAUUCAGAUGUUUUGGAAAAAGGUAUUUUAUAUCCCACAGUGCUAGACAUAAGCUGCUUAGCGUGAGCAGGUUUUCUUUUUGUGUCAGGGAUGAGCAGCUUUUGAGAAAAGCUAAUGUGACUAAUAUUUUCUCCAUUUUGCUAUGCAACAUAAAAAAAUAAAAAAAAACUUAGCUCACCAACAUUUCCCACAUAUUUAUUUACAGUACCACAGGUAGCAUUUUUCACAUAGUAAUCACAACCAAAUGAGUAUUGAUUGGUAAGCACUUUGAUGAUAAUUGGCGUAUCAGUUUGGAUGGGUGGGAUGAUUUAUUAUCCUGAAUGUCCUGAUGUUCAAGUUCAAGUUGGAGUUCAAGUUGAAUAUCGUUGGUUGGGCGAGUGGGCAACAGCCUGAAUAGGAUAUAAAGAAAGGUUUUCUCCUAAAUAGCUGUCAGGGAUCAGGCCAGGGGUUUUCCUGAAUGACAAAUAUGAUAUUACUCGAUGUUGUUCUGUUCUUUGAGCUCAAGAAAUGCACAAAAAAAGGAAUACUUCAAAGAAAAUUGAAGUAGAGAAAGUAAGGUGUGAACAGAACCAUUCUGUGUGGUAAGAACUAAAUACCCAUUGUGGAAUACUACAGCUCAGACCUCUUAAGCUUUAGUCGAACCCUUUGCCUUAAACAUCAACUGUUUGUAUAUAGUGGUUUUAUAAGUGAUUCGGAAGAUUGUUUUGGAUGAGUGCGAGUAAGCGGGGAUGAAGGAUGGUAGACGGUCAUGAGCUGUGAUGCCUCAUCAGGCAAAACGACCUCCAAACUUUUUUUUUUUUUUGCAGGACAUAAAUAAAUACUAAUUGAUUAUAGUCCAAACACAGACAUAAUGUUAUCAGGCUUUUGUUUGGUGUUGGAUUGUGUGUAUAUGUCAAGUGGUAAUUGCUAAGAGAAAUCUAAUUGCGGUCACAAUAAUCUGUGGUUAGUUACGCACUCAACACUAUAUGUCCUACUUGUGUUUUGAGUCUUUUUUUUUUUUUUUUGAACAAAGACAAGAUCUGAACAGAAUAAACAGUAGAUCUUGGCUUGUAUACAUUUAUCACAAUUUUGUAUUAAGACACCAUUUCCCUCUCCUUCCUGCAACUAUAUUCUUUCAGAUAUGAAAAUAAAUCCCACAUGCACACUUAUAAUCAGCGCACUGAGAUCACUGUAUCACGAGGAGCUUCUGAUCGAGAUCGCUUCACUUGAAGGACUGCAAGUGUUUUCAGACUGUUUUAUAAAUGGAUCCAUGCAGGAGUGUCAAGUGACAUGUUGACCCAAGAGUGGUGUACAUAAUAAAAGUUUGUGAUGUAAAUGACAAAAAAAA